Messenger RNA from Knipowitschia caucasica, 726 nucleotides. Lineage: Eukaryota; Metazoa; Chordata; Actinopteri; Gobiiformes; Gobiidae. The record is from the annotation of a GenBank genome assembly.
AUGAUUGUGGACUUCAGGAAGAGCACUGUCCCCCCGCCCCCACCCUCCGUGAUGGACUCCCCCAUCACCUCUGUGGAGUCCUUCCGUUUCCUGGGCACCACCAUCACCCAGGACCUCAAGUGGGAGCCGACCAUCAGCUCUCUCAUCAAGAAGGCCCAGCAGAGGAUGUACUUCCUGCGGCAGCUCAGGAAAGCCAAGCUGCCUGCACAGAUGUUGGUGCAGUUCUACACGGCCAUCAUCGAGUCCAUCCUCACCUCCUCCAUCACCGUGUGGUUCGCUGGAGCCACAGUCAGGGACAAACAGAGACUACAGCGCAUUGUGCGCUCUGCAGAGGAAGUGAUCGGCCGCAGCCUUCCAUCGCUGCAGGACCUCAUCAGCUCAGAAGCACAGAGCGUUCCCUGGAGACGUGACGAUGCUGCAGGGGACGUGCGGCUCUCACAAGGGCCCUACGCUGUGGAAGUGUGCCCAGAAGAGCUGCUGUUCUCUGGCAUCAGCUCAGAAGCACAGAGCGUUCCCUGGAGACGUGACGAUGCUGCAGGGGACGUGCGGCUCUCACAAGGGCCCUACGCUGUGGAAGUGUGCCCAGAAGAGCUGCUGUUCUCUGGCAUCAGCUCAGAAGCACAGAGCGUUCCCUGGAGACGUGACGAUGCUGCAGGGGACGUGCGGCUCUCACAAGGGCCCUACGCUGUGGAAGUGUGCCCAGAAGAGCUGCUGUUCUCUGGGUAA